Passer domesticus (house sparrow) is the source of this 1854-nucleotide messenger RNA. RefSeq names its product translocation associated membrane protein 1 (gene TRAM1). The record is from RefSeq and is a predicted model, not a curated record. The transcript has 11 exons. Lineage: Eukaryota; Metazoa; Chordata; Aves; Passeriformes; Passeridae. Gene Ontology annotation, cellular component: endoplasmic reticulum membrane. Bases 158 to 1282 code for a protein of 374 amino acids. Gene Ontology annotation, biological process: protein insertion into ER membrane; SRP-dependent cotranslational protein targeting to membrane, translocation.
GCGCUGCGGGCGGCGGGGCGGGGGAAGCGGAGCGGCGGCGCCGCCGUUCCCCGGCUGCGCGGCCGCCUCCUCCCCUCCGCCUCUUCCUGGCCGCGGCCAGAGGAGCUGUGCUGGCAGCGGGGAGGCGGCGGCCGCGGCGCCCAGCUCCCGGCCCGCCAUGGCGAUCCGCAAGAAGAGCAACAAGAACCCGCCGGUGCUGAGCCACGAGUUCAUCGUGCAGAACCAUGCGGACAUCGUGUCCUGCAUGGCCAUGAUCUUCCUGCUGGGGCUCAUGUUCGAGAUUACAGCAAAAGCAGCCGUCAUUUUUGUUACACUUCAGUAUAAUGUUACCAUUCCUGCCACAGAAGAACAAUCUGCAGAAACAAUCUCUCUCUAUUACUAUGGCAUCAAAGACUUGGCUACAAUUUUCUUUUACAUGCUGGUAGCAAUAAUCAUACAUGCUAUAAUUCAGGAGUAUGUACUGGAUAAAAUUAACAGGAAAAUGCACUUUUCAAAAACAAAGCAUAGCAAGUUCAAUGAGUCUGGGCAACUUAGUGCAUUCUACCUUUUCUCCUGUGUUUGGGGAACGAGUAUUCUUGUCUCUGAGAACUAUAUAUCAGAUCCAACCUCUCUGUGGAGGGACUAUCCUCACGCUCUGAUUCCGUUUCAAAUGAAGUUUUUCUACAUCUUACAGUUGGCAUACUGGUUUCAUGCUUUUCCAGAACUGUACUUUCAGAAAACUAAAAAAGAAGAUAUCUUUCGCCAGAUUGUCUACAUUGGACUUUACCUCUUUCACAUUGCUGGAGCCUAUCUCCUGAAUCUGACCCAUCUUGGACUUGUUCUUCUGGUAUUGCAUUACUUCGUUGAAUUUCUUUUCCACAUAUCCCGUCUUUUCUACUUCAGUGAUGAAAAAUACCAGAAAGGAUUUUCACUGUGGGCAGUUCUUUUUGUUUUGGGAAGGCUUCUCACCUUGAUUCUCUCAGUCCUCACUUUUGGCUUUGGACUGGCAAGAGCAGAAGAUCAGCAGCUGAAUUUCAGUACUGGGAACUUUAAUAUCCUGGCUGUUAGAAUCAGUGUGCUGGCCUCCAUCUGCAUGACCCAAGCAUUUAUGAUGUGGAAGUUCAUUAAUUUCCAGCUUCGGAGGUGGAGAGAGCAUUCUUCUUCUCAGCCUCAGUCAGUGAAAAAGAAGUUUGUAUCAGCUAAAGGAAAGACCUCCAGAAAAGAAAGAGAAAAUGGAAUAAAUGGAACAGUGACCUCAAACGGAGCAGACUCGCCUCGCAGCAGGAAGGAUAAAUCCUCGUAAAACUGGGUUUUAUUAAGUUAAUUGACUAAUGUCCCCAAAGAAUCUGCUUUUUACAUGGAUGGCCCUUCAGCACUAGAGAUAUUAUGGAUUAAAGAAAAUACAAUUCAUGUUUUUUGAUUAUUGCUGUUGUUUUGAGAAACUUUUUUUAAAAAACCAUUUUGACUAAGGAAAAAGGUUUAUCUCUCUUCAAAUACUUGGGGGGAGGAUUCAACACUUUUUAAAACACAUUGAAGCUUUUUUAAAUAUUUACUGUGAUGAAAUAACUUACUUAAUGAGGAUCACUGUUGCAGUGUAUUAUUUCCUUCCAGUUUUUGUAAUCUUGGUGAUACUGUUCUACCAGCUUCACUUUUUCCAAGUUCCUCAAAAAGUAUUGCAAAAUUGAAGUAAAAACAUUGUAUGCAUAUUCAGAUACUCUGGGUUUUCAGUUAAUUACCUUGAUUCAAAUUUACAUUUCAAUUUGGGAUUCCAAGACCACACCAAUAGACCUCUUUAUUUGGUAGUUACUAUAGCUGCACAAUGUCUGCUCUAGGAAUUGCCCCAUAUCAUUAAAACAAAACUGAACUAAUUGGAAA